AUGGGGGCUGGCAUGACACCUCUCGAAGGAGCUACUAGACGCAAAGGUCAGACAUACAACCUGAACGAUAUUCAGAACUUAGCUACUCCAUCGGCAUAUAUCUACCGCAAGCUUGGUUCUAAGUUCAUUCGACUUCCAGAUCUGGAUAAGAAGACACUAACCAUCUGCCAGCCGAAUCGACGAAAAUGUGGUCCGAUGCGAGAGAUCAGCGACUCUCUACAAAGCAUGAUCAAGGAUCUUGUAUUCAAUAACGAAUUGAGUCAAGAUAAGUACGAUAAGCUAUCGAUAGACGAUAAGAAGCUAUUUAAGGAGAUCCUCUCAAUCACACAUCUACAAUAUAACUUCUCGGAGCAGCUAGAGGAUCCGCUCGAAUCUCUUCGCAUGGAGUAUGAUAAGCUUAAGGGAGAGGUAAUGUUAGGCAACGAUAAUCCCUCGAUCUUGAAACAGCUGAAGGUAGUUUGCGUAGAUAUGUACUCGAAUAAGCUAAUUUCCGCUUCUGAGUUCAAAAGCAUUAUAACUCGUCUAUUAUAA
Phytophthora nicotianae INRA-310 is the source of this 531-nucleotide messenger RNA. RefSeq lists its product as hypothetical. The record is from RefSeq and is a predicted model, not a curated record. The transcript has a single exon. Bases 1 to 531 code for a protein of 176 amino acids. NCBI's taxonomy places the organism in Eukaryota, Oomycota, Peronosporomycetes, Peronosporales, Peronosporaceae.